Messenger RNA from Linepithema humile (Argentine ant), 2216 nucleotides. It is a transcript of the gene RanGAP, whose product is annotated as Ran GTPase activating protein. Gene Ontology annotation, biological process: nucleocytoplasmic transport; activation of GTPase activity; signal transduction. Gene Ontology annotation, cellular component: perinuclear region of cytoplasm; nucleus; cytosol. NCBI's taxonomy places the organism in Eukaryota, Metazoa, Arthropoda, Insecta, Hymenoptera, Formicidae. Gene Ontology annotation, molecular function: GTPase activator activity; small GTPase binding. The record is from RefSeq and is a predicted model, not a curated record.
UAUUAUUCGCAAAAUUUUACUAUUACAGCUACGUUAUAACGAUAGUGUUUUUUUUCGAUAGUGCAGUGUAAGUUGGUAGAGGUUUCCCGCGCGUGCAUAGUGUACACUCUCAUAUCGUAUAGAGAGAAAGUAUGCACUGCAGAAAGUGAUAUCAACAAAAAAAAAAGAAAAAAAACGGAUCUGUUGGUUAUCGCAGUCCGAUAGCACAUCAAGAAAUUGUCGACAAGAAUCAUUUUACAAAAUUUUAUCAGUUUUUGCAAGCGGGCAACAUGGCAACAUUCAGCUUGAGCGAAAUUGGCGAGCAGCUGAAAGAUGUCAGCCGAAAGUGGAUUGGAGUCUCUUUUGCCGGUCACGGACUCGUAUUAGACACUGCAAAUGAAGCUACCCAAGUGAUAGAAGCAAUAAAAUCAUGCGCAUGUUUGGAGUAUUUGGAUUUAGAAGGGAAUACAUUGGGCACCCCAGCUGCAAAGGCUAUAGCUGAAGCCUUAAAAGAAAAGGGAACGCCUUUGAAAAAAGCUCUAUGGAAAGAUAUGUUUACUGGUCGUUUAAAAACAGAAAUCCCAAAAUCUUUGGAAUAUUUAGGAACAGCAUUGUGUACAGCGAACAGUCAGCUUACCGAACUUGACUUAAGCGAUAAUGCUUUUGGCCCAAUUGGAAUUCAGGGUUUGGCAAACCUCUUGACAUCAAGCCCAUGUUAUACUCUUCAAGUAUUGAGAUUGAACAAUAAUGGUCUUGGUAUAUCAGGUGGAAUAAUGUUAGCUAAAGCAUUAGAAAAGUGCCAUGAGAACAGUUCCAAAGAAGGUAUACCACUUGCAUUGAAAGUGUUCAUUGUUGGAAGAAAUCGAUUAGAAAAUGAGGGGGCACAAGCAUUAGCAUCUGUAUUUGAAAAGCUGGGAACUUUAGAGGAAGUUGUAAUGCAACAGAACGGCAUUUACCACGUAGGCAUCACUGCAAUUGCACAAGGAUUAUUCUUUAAUCCCAAUUUACGAGUGUUAAAUUUGAACGAUAAUACAAUCGGCUUCAAGGGCGCCAAAGCGCUUGCUAAGGUUUUGCCAACUUUCCGAGGUUUGGAGGAAUUGAAUCUUGGAGAUUGUUUAUUGAAGAGUAAAGGAGCUAUAGUUCUAGCGGAGGCGCUAGAGACUCAUGGCAAUCAUACAUCUCUCAGAUGUCUGGAUUUAAGUAGCAAUGAAAUACGCAUGGAUGGUGGAAAUGCCAUUGCUAAAGCCACGCAUGAUAAAACUCUCUUGACGAAUCUACAGUUAGAUGGCAAUUGCUUUGGUACAGAAGGCCGUAAGCAACUUGAACAAAUUCUCACAAAGUUGGGAAGGGCUGAUGCAUUGAGUUCCUUAGAUGAGGAUUGUACUGAGGAUGAAGAGGAGGAGGAAGAUGAAGAUAAUGAUGAUGAUGGAGGAAGAACGAGUGAAGAAUGUGAAAGCGAUACUGAAGGUGAAGCAAGUGAUAAAGACAACAAAACACAAGAUAACAUUGCACAAAACACAGUGAUAACAGCGGCGGAAUUUUUGAAAUCACCGAUAGGUGAUAAGCUAUUGUUAUUGCAAGGUGAUAAUGUGCAAGCUUUUGUUGACUAUGCAAUGAAUUCGGCAAAUCAAAGCACAGAACAGAAAUAUAUAGAGGAACUUUUGCGGAUAAUCAUGAAAGUAUCAGCAUUAUGUGGCAGUGGUUAUAUGGAUGUGAGAAUAAAAGCAGAAUCCUUAUCAGAUGCUUUAUAUGCAAAGCUGUUCUCUUAUGCCACAGAAACCAAUAAAAUCGCAAUCUUGAAUAAUGCACUACUAGUCAAUCUUGGCUUAAUAAAAGGUGAAGACAAAAAGGGUGGAAAAAUUGAUUGGAAUUUGGAGGGAUGUUUCAAAGCUUUAGAAAAUAUUAGUCAGAAGGACUAUUUCUUAGCGCAAACAAGGAAUACGUUAAAAAUAUUUUUAGAAAGACCGGUGAAGAUCAGUCGCGUAAACGUCAUAGAUCCACUUCAAGAUUCCAAAGAUGCUCUUAAAACUGCGCUGUACAAUAUUCAAACUACAUGAAUUUACUUAAAAUUAUUAGCUAUAUUAGCAUGAUAUAGAAUUAUUUAUUUUUAUACAUUGUAUGAAAAAUAAUAGAAUGUAAAAUUAGAAUUAAGGCAUGUCACUAUAUGAAUUUUGCAACUUUACAUAUAAAUGUGAUCUUUAAAAUGAAUUUUUACGAUUUGAACAAUAUUUUGUAUU